Messenger RNA from Trichomonas vaginalis G3, 498 nucleotides. RefSeq names its product RNA polymerase II transcription regulator recruiting protein. Gene Ontology annotation, molecular function: RNA polymerase II cis-regulatory region sequence-specific DNA binding; DNA-binding transcription factor activity, RNA polymerase II-specific. Gene Ontology annotation, biological process: regulation of DNA-templated transcription. NCBI's taxonomy places the organism in Eukaryota, Parabasalia, Trichomonadida, Trichomonadidae. The record is from RefSeq and is a predicted model, not a curated record. Bases 1 to 498 code for a protein of 165 amino acids. The transcript has a single exon. Gene Ontology annotation, cellular component: nucleus.
AUGUGCUAUCUUAAUGACUCUGAUAAUGAAAAACCAGUAUGUACAACCAAAAGGAAAAGAUUUACACCCGAAGAAGAUGAAAUCAUUCGUCAAAAUACAAAAAAUAAAAGAGAAUUCACAUGGGAGGAGAUUGCCAGAAAAAUCCCUGGAAGGACUGCGAAACAAGUUUGUGAUAGAUAUAAUAAUUACUUGUCAAAGAACUUAAAGCAUGAAAAAUGGACUAAAGAAGAAGAUAAUUUAAUUAUUGAUAUGUAUUUGAAAAUAGGACCAAAAUGGACUGAAAUAACUACAUUAUUAGAUGGAAGAAAUGGAAAUAACGUAAAAAAUCGAUGGUAUAAGUACUUGAUGAAAGAAAGUGAUCAAAUUCCAUUUGACAUGUUGAAAAAAUCUUCCAAGAAGCAAGAUACUCUUGAAGAGUAUAACUUCAAUAUUCUCGAAAAUGAAAUAGAUCUUCUAAAUCUUUUCGAGCACAUUGAUCUUAGCAAGAAUGCGAACUGA